Molecule: messenger RNA, 2604 nt
Organism: Metarhizium album ARSEF 1941
Lineage: Eukaryota; Fungi; Ascomycota; Sordariomycetes; Hypocreales; Clavicipitaceae
Product: TATA element modulatory factor 1 TATA binding protein
Exons: 3
Coding region: 1-2604 (867 amino acids)
Cellular component (GO): endoplasmic reticulum; Golgi apparatus
Source: RefSeq, a predicted model, not a curated record
AUGGCCGUCCCAGGAAAGCAGUCAAGAUGGGGCUCGUUCCUCUCACAGGCUGUUGCAGGUGUUGAAUCGAGGCUGGACAACAUAUUGGCCGAUCCCGAGGAUGCCCCGGCCCAAGACGCAUCUACUGCUUCUGCUGCCCUCCCUGCCGGCCCUGCCGACCCUGCGUCUGCCGACCCAAAAAGCACAAAGCAGCAACAAGCAUCGCAACGGUUAGCACCCCUUGCCAGGUCAAGCCCUAGCAACUCGCGGUCUUCAUCUACCAAUCGUGGCAAUGAACGAUUGCAAGCAAGAUUGGCUCAGGCCGUGUCUGGCAAGGGCACACCCAGCCGUCCCGCAAGCAAAGGACCGGCGUCUCCUCGAAGCUCAGUCGACCGAGUAAGCCGACCUUCCACAGAGCGACAAUCGGCCGACCUGCCGAAUGAAACCAAGACAGAGGCCGGCGCGGCUAUUUCAGAAUCUUAUUCCGAAGUGCCACCGUCAGUCGACGAUCUGUCAGAGGGUACGCCAGAAACCGUCGGGGUCUCUUCCACCGAACCGCCCGUUGCCGACGUGGACCUCCGUGAAGUCCCUGAUGGAGACUCACUGUCCAACGAAGACGUCUCGCAUCUUUCUAGGCAACUGGAGCCCGCUCAAGAUGAUACGCCAGUCCUGACGGCACCGGCAUCAUCUAAUAGCGCGGAACUUGCAACACAACUAGAAGAGCUCAAAGCUCGACACCGAGACGAGGUGCAAGAAUACACUGAAAGAAUAGAUUCACUUCAAUCCAAACUCCAAUACUUGUCUAGAUCCACGGCGGAUGCCGCCAAAAUAUCGGCAUCAUCAGCGCCGACAGGGAGCCACGAAAGAAAGCUCGCCGAGAGGGAUGAAAAGAUUGCUUUGCUCAUGGAAGAGGGAACAAAACUGUCAACAAGUGAGCAUAAGCUUAGAACUACAAUCAAGAAGCUGCGUGCUCAAAUAGGAGAGAAUGAGAAGCAAGCAGAAGAGCUCAAAAAAGCCCGGGACAAGGCCUUGUCUGAUGCGGAGACUCUCCGUGCUCGCCUCAACAGCUUCAAGGAGACCGAGAAGGACAGGGAGGAGGCCAAACGUGCUGCAGCUGCGCUGCAAAGGGAGCUUGAUACACUCAGAAAGGAUAGUGCGAAGAAAGACGAUGCUCACCGGCGACUGGAACAGGAGUGGAAAAAUAAAGCAGAGCAGGCUGAAUCCAUACAGUGGGAAGCCAUGAAUAAGGCACUGGCCGCGGAGCGUCAAAAGCAAAAGACCCUGGAGGAUGCCAAUUCGACCCUUCGGACUGAGAGAGAUGCAGCCGUGGAGAGGGCUCGUCAGGAAGAGACCGAAUGGCGUGAGAAGCUCGAUCGUAUUGUUGAGCGCAGCCGUAAAACCGAAGAAGAGCUCGAGAUCGAGCUGCAAUCAAUGGAAGGCAAGUUGGAAGCCUUGAGAACUGCGGCAGAAGAAGCCUCGUCUGGCUCUGGUGGAGAGGCCCAAGUGAAGACUUUCAGACAAAUCGAGACUCUGCAAUCUCAAUAUGCGUCUGCCAGGGAGAACUGGCAAGGCAUUGAGGCGUCCCUCCUUGCCAAGGCAGCAAACUUGGAAAAGGAGAGAGAUGAAGCGCAGCGUCGAGAGUCAGAGAUGAGAAAGAAAGCAAGGGAUGCCUCCGUCCGAUCAAGACAUCUCGAGGAGGAGUUACGCGAUGUACAGCCGUCGCUAGCCACAGUCCGUCAGGAAUUGGAAGAAUGUCACAGCGAGUUGACGACAUUACAGGCUUUGUACAAAGAUUCACAAGCUGCGCUGGAAGAAGCUCGAGCAGAGCUGGAGAAGGCGAGACAGAAUACUUUUGGGAGAGAAGAUCCCGUUGGAGUGGAACGACGUCAAUGGUUAGAUGAGGUGGCGGGAGCAACAUCGAAAGGUCAACAGAGCCGACCUGACUCACCACUUCUCUCCGCCCCGAGAACGUUCAGCUCCGACCUGACGGGACUAGGCGUCUUGAGCAAACCACGGAGACCUCAUGCGCCUGGCAGCAUACCAGAAAGCCUGACGGAGACCAUGUUACCGGUCAGACGUGUUUCGGGACAGCAAACGCUCCGAACCAGAGAAUCGUCAUAUACCGGAUCUGCCCCGAUGCCUACGCCGUUCUCGCCGUUCGAGUCGUCGAGCGAACCCCCACAACUCCCAUCGCCUCCUGCCCCUGAGGGAGAAAACGCAGUGUCGGACACAAUGCCUUCCUCGCCUCGUCAGAUGGCGCAGGACAUGGUCUCCGUAUCAACAGUGGCCGCAGGGCCGUCAGUUCAACUAGUUGAGAGAAUGAGCGCCGCCAUCAGAAGACUAGAGGCAGAAAAGGUCACGGCAAAGGAAGAAAUGGCGAGAAUUUGCAGUCAGAGAGAUGAGGCCAGAAUGGACAUGGUCAGUCUCAUGAAGGAGCUAGAGGAAAAGAAGACAGUCGCCGCCAAGGUGCAACAGCUGGAAGAGGAAAUAUCGCAUAUUGACUCGAGAUAUCAAACAACACUAGAGAUGCUGGGUGAGAAAAGCGAACUUGUGGAAGAGCUGAGGGCCGAUGUUGAGGAUGUCAAGGCAAUGUAUCGUGAACUCGUUGAGCGAACAGUGAAAUGA